Messenger RNA from Cynoglossus semilaevis (tongue sole), 1258 nucleotides. It is a transcript of the gene ercc1, whose product is annotated as excision repair cross-complementation group 1. Gene Ontology annotation, molecular function: single-stranded DNA binding; damaged DNA binding. The transcript has 9 exons. Lineage: Eukaryota; Metazoa; Chordata; Actinopteri; Pleuronectiformes; Cynoglossidae. The record is from RefSeq and is a predicted model, not a curated record. Bases 141 to 1193 code for a protein of 350 amino acids. Gene Ontology annotation, biological process: mitotic recombination; UV-damage excision repair. Gene Ontology annotation, cellular component: ERCC4-ERCC1 complex; nucleus; nucleotide-excision repair factor 1 complex.
UGUGGUUUUGUUUGGUACUUUUAUUCUGGAGGAGGGUGACCGGAACUUGUGAUUUUGCUAUUCAUUCGAUACAGUCAUCACCUCGCUCUCUUUCUUGUGAACCAUAUUCAUUGAGAAAUACAACUAAUUUAUAUAGAGAAAUGAGCAAGCGAUUUAACAUCAACUUUGAUGACACUGCUUUCACCAAAGAAAGAACACCGCCUAAGUCCUAUUUUGUGUCUUCAUCCAAAGGACAAGUCACUUCAACCACUUCCUCCUCAAAGUCUGCUCCUUCAUCUUUGGACAACCCUACAUCAUAUGCACAAUAUAUUGUCCAGAAAAACUCCAAUGUGGCCGCUAUACGUCAAAGAGAGCCCCCACCUCCAAAUUCUUCUCGGACCAAUAAUGCUGGGGUCAUUUGUGAAAAACGAAUCGAGCCUGUAUCUGUGUCAUCUACCUCAUCUAAAUGUGAAACGGAACAAAAUUGCAUAGACGGGACUGAAAGUGGAUUUAAUGGACCUGAGACAAAGGAGACACGGUUAGAUGGGACAGAACAAAAAGAUGCAAACCUCAGUCUGGGACCAAAACCUUUAGGGUCUGGAAGCAGCAUUAUAGUCAGUCCCAGACAGAGGGGAAAUCCUAUCUUGAAGUUUGUGAGAAAUGUCCCCUGGGAAUUUGGUGAUGUUGUACCAGAUUAUGUGUUGGGGCAGACAACAUGUGCUCUUUUUCUCAGUCUGAGAUACCACAACCUCAAUCCAAACUACAUACACGAAAGGCUGAAACAACUUGGACAGUCAUUCACCCUGAGAGUUUUACUGGUACAAGUGGAUGUGAAAGAUCCCCAUCAUGCAUUGAAGGAGUUGGCCCGCAUCUGUAUCAUGGCUGACUGCACACUCAUCUUGGCUUGGAGCCCAGAGGAGGCAGGGCGAUACCUAGAAACAUAUAAAUCAUAUGAAAAGAAACCAGCAGAUUUGCUAAAGGAGCAAGUUGAAAAGGACUACCUCUCAAAGGUUACAGACUGUCUGACCACUGUUAAGUCCAUAAAUAAGACAGAUGCCAUUACUUUAUUGUCCACUUUUUCGUCUAUAGAGGGAAUCGUCGGUGCAUCUAAGGACGACCUGGUUCUUUGUCCAGGUCUUGGUCCACAAAAAGCAAGACGGCUCUAUGAUGUGCUUCACAAACCUUUUCUGAAGUCAAAAACAAAGGACAGCUGAACCCUCUGACAAAAAAAAACCAAUGACACAACACAUGGAGUUGGUCAAAGCAUGAUUGAGCAUUU